Messenger RNA from Papilio xuthus (Asian swallowtail), 2425 nucleotides. Its product is annotated as trace amine-associated receptor 1. Gene Ontology annotation, cellular component: plasma membrane. Gene Ontology annotation, molecular function: corazonin receptor activity. The record is from RefSeq and is a predicted model, not a curated record. NCBI's taxonomy places the organism in Eukaryota, Metazoa, Arthropoda, Insecta, Lepidoptera, Papilionidae. Gene Ontology annotation, biological process: neuropeptide signaling pathway. The transcript has 9 exons. The coding region runs from base 337 to 1839 and encodes 500 amino acids.
UCGAUGUUUUAACUUUGAUUUAAGUGUGUGUCUUUUUAGCGUAAAUAUUAUUUUAUUUUGAAUUAAUAAUUUAAGGAUAUUUAGUGAUAAAAUAUUUCCUGAUGUUUUGUUAAAGAAUGUUGACAGAAUUGACUGAUGUACGUGAUUAGAUCCUGAUUUCAAGAUUCGUCGACAUCGAAACAUGUGCUGUGGACUAUAUGAAAAGACAAUGCAAUAAGUUUUAUGACAGUAAUAUAAAUCGAAUUUAUAGAUCUGAAGCGUGAAGGGUGUUUGUUUUCAAAUGAUCUAAAUGUAUUAUUUAAAAGAACAUUGCGCUGCAGUUUGCAGGCGCCGACUAUGUUUGACUCGACCAAAGGCGCAUUGCUAGUGGCGCCCUCUCUCUCUAACAGCUCGUGUUGGCUGAAUGGUAAAGUUUGGCCUUCAGCGUUGCCCGCGCCCGCGGACAUACUAAAGGCUCUAUUUAUAUUUGCCCUCUCCAUGGGAAUAGUUUUCGCUAACCUUGUUCUUAUCUGUGUUCUGAAUAACCGACGUUACAUUAAAUACAUUGAUAAUCAGCCUAGAUAUUUGUUGACGUCAUUGGCACUAAACGACCUGUUCACUGGAAUACUCAUCGCUCCAGUGGCACUCCUACCCGCGUUAUACAAGUGCUGGCCAUACGGAGAAAUAUUUUGCCAAAUACAGGCACUAUUACGUGGUGCUGUGAGUCAACAGAGUGCGGUUAUUUUAGUGUGUAUGGCCAUUGACAGGUAUUUGUAUUUGCUCCAUCCAAAUACCUAUCAAAAGCAUUCGAGUAAAAAGGGUUGCGUAUUAGUUAUAAGCGUGACUUGGAUUUUGUCAGUAUCAUUAUUCGCGAUCAUGGUUCUCCCCAGAUCUGGGUAUUACUUCAACUCUACGGGCCUAAUGGCUUGUGAUGUGUUUCACAGCAGAGUGGCUUUUAGAAUAUUAUCCUGUUGUGCUUAUUACUUCCCAACAACAAUGGCUCUGAUGUACUGUUAUGGUUCGGGAUUCCACGUCAGUAAAUCGAGGACAAAAUGUGAUCAAGAACCAACAAGACCCAAUGGUGUACCUGUAACAUGUUCCAAAACAAGUCACGGAGAACUAGAAACAGUUCAAAUUCAGGCACCAAUUCGACCUCAUAGUCUAAGUACGUCUCGUACGAUGGCAGCCAUGUCUUUGGGUUUCAUUGUUAUGGUAACACCAGCUACAAUAAAAGAAGUCGUAGCAGCAUGUACAGGAUGUAGAGUACCACCAUCGCUUGACUUCAUUGUGACGUGGUUGGCAUUAAGCAAUAGUUUCUGGAAUCCAUUCCUUUAUUGGCUUCUAAAUGGUCACUUUCGAAGAAUCAGCAAUGAUUUAGUCCAGUAUUACGUUUGUUGCCGCAGAAAGAAGAGUUAUGCAUUCUAUCAGAAAAGUACAGGAUGUUGCGGUUCGCCAAUUACUUCUGAAGGCAUUCAUUCGAAAGGUGAAUUUGAAGGCCUCGGAGAGAAAUAUUGGGGAGAAAUUUUAGAACGUACUGUUUCAUCUACUUCUUUACAUGCUAUCCAAAAAGCUUGUCAUAGAGACGUUCUUCGGUGUACUGGAUCAUUUAAAGGCUGCCCAAGUAAUAGCUGUAAACAUGAUCCUAGAUACUACGAUGGAUAUGGACCUACAGAAUACAGACAAUUUGACCAUUCAGCAUUUCAAAUAGAGUCAUGUUCUCGUCAGUGUAGGCUGAAAAAUUCAGACUUUUGUCUAUUUCGACCAAAUCCAGAAUUUGAAUGCGAUCGAUCACGAUCAAAUUUGAGCUUAGAUGAGGGAAAUUUGGGAAAAACGUGUAAUGGCAGACAUUCUGAAUUGUGAGAAAUACCUAACUGUCCGGUUUUCGGGCACAGAAGCAAUAGUGUAGGUAUGUAUCCGGGAGUGGAGCAUUUUAAUUCAAGUGUCAAAUGGAAGUUUAAUGAUUCAUCGUGCAUAGAAAAUGAUAAUGUACAUAAUUUGGAACAUAACCUUGAUAGGAUACGUAGUCUGAGUCAUGAGCGAAAUUUUAUUCAAUAUGGUGGCAAAGAUCACUUAUUGGAGGUGGAAGUGAAUAAUGUGGUUGAAGAUGAUUCAGAUGAAACCAAAGACUGUAUGAGUGGUUGUCGCGAAAGUUUUGAUGAAAAAGGUGAACAUUGUAGUGUACCGAAAUUUUCACGACACUCUUCUCUCUCAAACAGAGAAUUAGACGUUAUUAAAGAAAGUUCAAGAAGCUCCAGUGAUACGGAAGUGACGUUGACGCGAUGACUUCCGAAGGUGACUUUUCAUAAGAAAGUGGAUGUUGUUCACAUGGAACAUUUUUAGUAAAAUAAAGGGAGAGAUAGUGAUUACGAUUAUGUAGAAAAUUGAUGUGUUUCUCUGUUAAGAAUUGUAAUUUUUUAAAAUAUACGUGGACCAUAUUUUUUUUGUU